Messenger RNA from Ilex paraguariensis (yerba mate), 423 nucleotides. The record is from the annotation of a GenBank genome assembly. NCBI's taxonomy places the organism in Eukaryota, Viridiplantae, Streptophyta, Magnoliopsida, Aquifoliales, Aquifoliaceae.
AUGUCAGUUAAACCAGAUCACGACACAUGUACAAUAGGAUCUGAAGAGGAGGAGGAGGAGGAGGAGGAGGAGGAGGAGAGAAAGAGAAGGGGUGGGCGUUGGAUAAGACUUGUCUUCCAUGAAGCUUUUCUGACAGCUAUUACUUCACUUCUUGAGAAGUAUGGGAUUGACCCGAAACAAAUUGGUCGGCUUGAAGUGGGCAGUGAGACUGUUAUAGACAAGAGCAAAUCCAUUAAGACAUUCCUCAUGCAAAUUUUUGAGGUCUAUGCUGAGGGACCUACUCGGCCAACUGGAGGAGCUGCAGCUAUUGCCAUGUUAAUAGGGCCUGAUGCUCCUAUUGCAUUUGAAAGCAAAUUCAGGGGAAGUCAUAUGUCACGUGCUUAUGAUUUUUACAAGCCCAACCUUGCUAGUGAAUAUCCGUGA